GUGAGUGCUCAAACACAGCCAUCUGCAUAUCAAAUCAUGACAUCAUGAUAGCGGCUAGGAGUCGUUUUAAGACACGCAUCAUGAUGGAUGAGCUGGUGCAGGACCUGGUGUCGGCUCUGGAGCAGACCUCAGAGCAAAGCAAGCUGGGAGAGCUGUGGCAGGAAAUGGUCCUGAGUCCGCUGCACCAGCGCCGGCAGAUCCGCCGCAGCAGAGGCCACAGACGCUACCGUCAAUCUUCCCUCUAUCCGCUGCAGCACAGACGCUGCUGGAUCGAGGCCUCGGAGUCCAGCUUAGACGAAACUAAAGGACACAGAGAGAAGUCUUCCUCCUCCAUCGCCGCCUCUGUGGCCAACUGCAGUGACUCUGACGACGUGACCCCCACCAACCGAUGGCGCUCCGUAAUGAGAGGCCCGGUCAGGAAUAGGCAGCCUUCCUGGCCAGAGUCCGACUCCUUCACCGAGAAUAAUCCAGGACGGCAGCUCAGGAGGAGGAGGAAGGUCAAACGUAUGACCUCAGACGUCACGGUUAGGUUGCAGCAGAAGUUAAAGGUUUCCAGUGUAGAUGGGAAAAGAAGACAGAAGCCGUCCAGGAUGGAACAUCUGGCGGGAUCCAAGAAAAGGUCUGGAGGUUGGGUGGCAGCAGACCGGCCGACUGAAGGAGCCCGGCUGAUGGGGAAGGAGUGCUGGAAGAGGAAGAUGGCCAAGGAACACAGAGAUGCUGCAGAUGAGAACAUGUCUGAAGGGGAAACCAGCAGCACAUGCAGCAGUGACCCUGGCCUGUUCACCAAUGAUGAGGGAAGACAAGGCGAUGACGAGCAGAGCGACUGGUUCUUCGAGGGGGACUGCGGGGUCGGGACCAGUGUAGCCGGCCUGCUGCCCGGCUGGGACUCAGACGGCCAGCUGGACAACCGGCCCCCCCCCACCUUCCUGCAACCUGCAAGGCCCCCUCAGAGAGGGUAUCGGUAUCACUCACGCCUGAAGCGAGUGCCUGGCUCUGCCGCCUGCUGCAUGAGGAGGGACAGGAGGAGGCUCCCCAGCAAGAGCCAGGGCAUGCCAGUGUUUGUAGAGAGGCUGAGACAAUACUCCCAAGAUCCUUACCAGAGAGACUUUUGGCGGCCUCCUGUUGGAAAGCGAGACAGAAGCCAGUUAAACCCUUUGUGCCAAUUACCCGUGUCAGAGAGCUCCGGUCUCAGAUGUUCUUCCUCAAUCUGCAGAAACAGGCAGACUGAGGUCUCCUGUGCACACCCCCGCAGUGACAUCAGGAGGAGAACAGAAGCGGUGUCCGUCACAACAUCAGCAAGCAACCCAUUUCACAAGGAUCACCGGAGAGAAGAGGCACAGGGAGACUGUAACACCUCAACCCUAGUGGGACCAAGAGCACCAGGUUCACAGAGUUUAUCUCCCCCCCCCCCCCCCCGAGGGACCACCAGAAACCUGCACGGACAAGCACACUGAAGUGACAAAUCAAAAGAUAUUGUGCCAGAGAAUAAAAAGGCCUCUCUUGCUGCACAAACUAUAUAACAAAGGAAAAAAUACAAAGCACAUAAUUACUCCUCAAAUCAGCAUGUUAUUGCUAGAUCCCGUCUUUUCAGGUAUUGUAUUAAGCAUGACAAAUGUUAAUGCAAUCAAGCCUUGUUAAGCCAUCUCCUGAAAGUAGCUUCAAGAGGCUCCACUGAAGACUGGACGGCUCCUCCUGUUUCCACACACUGACUCCAGGGCCACCUGCUACCACACAAUCCAACAAUUAUGUCCACUCUAGUAGCGCGGCGUUUGUCAGCGGGAACACUGGGAGGAUGGUGUGGUCAGGUUUACGGCAAGGAAGCUUCUGUAGCUGCGAGACAGGAGAGCAUCAGAAUGUUUAGCGACCCCAUGCUGCUACAGGGUUCGGAGAGGCGACCACCGGUAGAGAGCCACACAAAGUACAGGCGUCCGAUUAGCAUGGUUUUGAAAAGCUACAGUUUGUACAAAGGUGCUCAUUAGCACAACACAGAGGGAGCGUACUCGCCGUCCUCGGAGGGCCGCUUUUGUUCUCUAUUUAGCCUACCUUCUGUAUUUAAAUUUCCCCAAAUGUGUUUAAGUUCAAGGCCAGCUGCAAAUCUGUUUGAACAGUGUGUUUUCCAGCAGCGGUGGAGAAGUGGGGCCGGUGGAGAGGAGAUGCAGAAGCUGUUGAAGACGGGAAAGGAGUGUCGUGCACUGUACAUUCACCUACCCCUGGGGUAUACAUUUCCCCGACUCUCUCAGCAUCAGAUGCAUUAAAAGAUCAAUGGCGGCGUACACUGAGAUCAAACACAACAAUUCUCUCACAGCUGGUAAACAUGCCGUAUUGUCAGAAAACUGCAUUUCUAUAUAGGAGUCAAGUGAAGUACAUUCUACUUAACCUAAACCACAUACCGAUGAUGACUGUCUUAACACACUAACACAUUCCCCUAUACAUUAUCUCUCCUGGGGUUUGACAUUUCAAUAUAAAAUGUGUUUUUGAGGGCAAUUUUAAGAGAAACCGCAGAGUGAAUUCGUGCAACAGUUUUUAAAUAGCUUAUCUGAAAUCCUUCCCAACACCAAAAAGGCAAAGGUAUGCACUUUCCAUAAUGAUCACAAGAUACCUUUGUAGUGAAACGAUCCGCAUUAUCAUCAGCCACAUUCUGCAUGUCUUUUCAGACACUUUAAAGCCUUCUCUGAGAGAAGGAUCGCAUUUAGUAGAAUGAGAUUUGCCAAUUAACGUGAGUUAUACGUCCGCAAUAAUCCGUCUGAGAAGGCUUUAUGUGAUCAUGUUGGCCAGGGAUGACAUUUAUAAAUGCUGUGUGUGCACACUCGUCUAAAUGGAUGCCUCACACAAGACAUCCUGCCACAGGAAUCAGUCAAAGUGUUGAGGCAAAGAACACACACACACACACACACACACACACACACACACACACACACACACACACA
Trematomus bernacchii (emerald rockcod) is the source of this 2927-nucleotide messenger RNA. RefSeq names its product G patch domain-containing protein 2-like. Lineage: Eukaryota; Metazoa; Chordata; Actinopteri; Perciformes; Nototheniidae. The record is from RefSeq and is a predicted model, not a curated record.